AUGUCCACUCCUUCAAUGACUCUUUGUUCGACUUGUCAAAAGCAGGGUGUUUUGGCCAAGUCUGCGGAGAUUGGUGUUCAGUGUUCUAGCUGUCGAAUCAGCACACGUUUCGCUGAGACAGGAAGGCUAGAGAUACCCGAGACUCCGGACAUCAACACUAUUCGUAAGCCAUCACUCUUGCCAUCGAGCUCGGCAAGUUUGACUGCUCAUAUUGCAGCUCCGACCGUGGAUGAUCCUGUAUCGAGUAUGGCUUGUUCAGUACAAAACUCAGCCAGAUCAGAAGCUGAGCCUGACUUGCCAACGGUCAAGGCGAGCCCUUUGUCCUGGUUCGAUCCAGAACAAGUGUACGUCUUACCGGAAGUCAAGAAGGUUCGUGAUAACGAACUGUCCUGUAAAUCUGCCGCAGACAUCCAAGCUACGGAUACCGCAUCCACAUCUCAUGAGACCUCUCUUGAGCAAAGCACGCCCAUGGAAAUGCGCCCAAUUGCUGAUAUCAGUGAACAGAAGACUACUCUAGAAGUGGAGCAGGUAUUGCAAAGGGAUCAAGUUUGCGACAACGAUCCAUUGCCGCAAGUCGAUAUGCAACGUGAGAACUGUACUCCAUCUACUGAUAACUCGAACCAUGAUGAACCCUCGAGGACCCAUGAGCCUGACACCGCCAAUGACACUUCACCCGGCAAAUCAGAUAUACUGGUAGACAGUGAACCUCGAAAGCCAGCAGCCGUUGUCGUUGGGCCUCUCGAAUUGAGCUUAGAUGUUAUACCCCAGCAACCUUGUGCUGAACGUACGACGGAUCGAGUUGUUCCUAUAUUAUCUGCAGAAGAACAAGCACCAACAGCAUUAGAGUCGAGAGGAAUGACAGAAGGUGUCCCUGUUCCCCCAGUCCUAAGCGUCUCAGUGAGCCCGACUCCGGCAAGCACAGGUUCGCCGACACUUAACGAACGUCUCAACAAUCGCGAUUUGGCCAGGAUAGCACUGGUAUGUGCGAAGGGCACAGGUUUGACUGCCUUGCAGGUCAUCGACUGGUUGGCUUCAGAAUUUCCUCACUUGCAAAAGGGUCAGGGUGGUUGGGAGAAGACUAUCAAGUCUGUGCUUUCUCUUCUACCUGAAAUCCAUGGCGUGAGGUCUCCGCGCCAACCAGUUUUGUACAGCUUCGCCAGUGCAGCUCUUAGAGCAAAGUACGAGAAACAAUAUCGAGGCUACCUUCAAACAAUCCCAGUAUCAGGAUCUCAGGGUAGUAAAUAUAAGGCCAGAAAGAGCGUACGACAACAGCACGGAGCAGAUGCUGUUAGCCAACAGCAACAUGUCCAGAUUAGACCACCUGCUCAGACCGAGAGAACUGCUUCAAAAGCUAUCAAGAGUGCACCAAGUCGCCGGAAUGUUACGGCCCACGGCUCUACUCUACUACCUCUGGUUCUUGAGGGAACACUUUCCCACGACCCUGUUUCAGCGCCUGCGAUCGAGCCUGUUGAAAUCGACACGUCAGCAGCCAAUCUCGACGGUGAAAAGUCACCAUCAGCCCCGUCGGUCUUCGGACCCAGGGUUCAGGAUGCCGACGCAGACAAAGUCAAGAUUACUUCAAAUUAUGACGACUUGUUUCACCCAUUCGAGCGCACUGUUGCGUCUCGUCCGAAUGUUACGCUUUCUGAUGAUUUGGAGACCAAACGUGGAACGAGCUUACGCAGUAUCUAUCCGCGCACUGUAACGCCUACAAUCGAGACCAUGACCGCAGAAGAAAAAGCUGCAAAGAUUGCAGAGAUCAAAACGAGGCCGAAACGGAAACAGUUCUUCGGCUCAGUCCAUCGUCUGGCACACGUGCGAAGAUAUGGGCGGCAGGAUAUUCAUGACCAGAGUGACGGGGCAUGGAAGCCCAACUCCAUGACAGGGAGGUCGAUGGGUGAACAAGAUUCCGCCGCCAUGAACGAAUGUGGUGAGAACCGAUCUUUGUUACAGGUCUUUAAUCUGCCGAGUAAUGCUAUCCCUAUGAACGACGGCAAGGAGCUGGCUUUCCGAGACGGCACAUUGGUGAAUGGCCGACUGCCUCGGCCGCGGCAAGUAUAUCGAGUUGGCAAAGCGUUUGGAAGCGAACUUACGAUCAGAUGA
Alternaria postmessia is the source of this 2103-nucleotide messenger RNA. RefSeq lists its product as uncharacterized. Bases 1 to 2103 code for a protein of 700 amino acids. The record is from RefSeq and is a predicted model, not a curated record. The transcript has a single exon. Lineage: Eukaryota; Fungi; Ascomycota; Dothideomycetes; Pleosporales; Pleosporaceae.